AUGAAGUUCGCCAAUGUGACCCUCAAAUGCGCCUACACUAACUUCAUACCGAUGGUGAUAAUGUAUCAUGAGAACAACGAUCCGAAUGGACGCAAAAGAAUGUGGGGCCUUGUCGGAUCUGCUUUUGCGAACAUCACAAGCUCGCUGGGAAUCGACUACGAGUUGAUUGAGCCGCCAGAUGGCAUACAUGGCGGACCAUUGGAAAACGGCAGUUACGACGGCACCAUGGGUCUAGUGAAGCGUAACGAAGUUGAUAUAGCUUCUGGUCCUUUCCCGCUGACUGGGGAUUUGUUUGACAACUUCCUGACGUUUUACCCUUUCAAAUUCAUCGAUCUCGCCAUCAUCGGCGGUUUUCAGAAGGAAUACGAAAGUCACCCUUUCGUCAGUAUCCUGGAGUUCAAUGUGGAGGUACGCUGGACCUAUCUCGCGAUCAUUCUGUUUUCGACUUUGCUCAGCGGGUUCCUGAUGCACCGUUAUCGGGAAAUGGGAGCUCCAGAGAGAGAUACGAGCUCUCCGCUGACUGACAGUUUCUUGGGACUGUAUGCGUUCACUCUUGGAACUGGAUCCUUGGCCCACUUCAAUCACUUGGCGAUUCGUCUCCUUUAUCUAGGUUGGUCGGUGGGAAUGUUCUUCCUUGUUUGUUAUUUCACCUCAUGGGUCUGUGCGAGCUCCGCCGUGAAAACUCCCACCCCAAGGAUCAACAACGUGGCGACUCUGACGAAAUAUCCUCACAUUGUUCCUUACAUACUGAAAGGCUGCUCCCUCCUGAAAGAAUUCAAGGAAUGCCCGCUACCUCACUAUCGGGAGCUCUAUAGGAUGGUGAAAGACAAUGACGGCGAACGGAUACCUUCCGAGCAAUUCGAGAUCGAGAACUUACAGAAAGUCACCAAUAAUGAAGGAGUCAUCAUCAGCGACGUCCCUUGCGUAGAGAGCCAUAUGUGGCGUUGUAGUCUCUUGAAAGGCAUGAUGUACGUUGCCGAAGAGCGGAUCGCUCAGAUGCAGUUCACUUGGGCUGCAGUCUGGGAACUAGAUCCGAAGAUAGUGGCGGCCAUCAAUGAACGAGUUCAUUGGAUCACCGAGAUGGCAGUGCCGUGGAUGAGGUCGUUCGAUAUCAACCCGAAGCUUGAAGACUGUCUCAUCAGGGGAAAAUCCAAGCAAAGAACCACCUUUAUCGAUUUGGGCCUCUUCGACGUAGCGGCUGCGUUCUAUCUACAUCUCUUCCUCUGUGGUUUUUCGAUAUCCUUACUUAUCGGUGAAGUCAUCAUGAGGUCUUGUCGCGACAAGUCAGGUCGUCUCAAGGAUUACUCAUUCGGAAGUUUCACUCGGCUUUCGACGCCGUCGUCUUGA
This is a messenger RNA of Galendromus occidentalis (western predatory mite), 1347 nucleotides long. RefSeq lists its product as uncharacterized. The record is from RefSeq and is a predicted model, not a curated record. NCBI's taxonomy places the organism in Eukaryota, Metazoa, Arthropoda, Arachnida, Mesostigmata, Phytoseiidae. The transcript has 9 exons. Bases 1 to 1347 code for a protein of 448 amino acids.